Molecule: messenger RNA, 612 nt
Organism: Cylindrotheca closterium
Lineage: Eukaryota; Bacillariophyta; Bacillariophyceae; Bacillariales; Bacillariaceae
Source: the annotation of a GenBank genome assembly
AUGACUUCUUCAUCAGCGGCAGCAUUUCUCCAAGUUCGGAGUGUGGCACGGAGUCACCCAGGCUUCGGAAUUGCGAGUGGAGAUUUCGCAGCAAGUCUUUCGGCAAUUGGAACAGAAGGAAUUGAAACUUUGCCUGCAGAAGCUGCAACUGUAUUCGAGCCCAUUGCACCACCCACAGAAAGUUUGAUUGGAUUUGGAAUUAUUGCCAUCCUUUGCGUUAUCUUGUACAAGGUAUGGUCAGAGCAAGUCGUUCCUGUCUCAAGGACCAAAUUGGCAAUAAGCAAAAGCCGAGGCGAAGUAAAGGAAUAUUUGGAUGAGCUGAAAGCUUCAGAGGAAGAAUUUGAUGGAGUACCGUCGAAUUCAACAGAGAUGCCACCAACAACAGUGGCAACAAAAGAUGAUAGAGGGUUUGAACGAUGGCUCUUCACCGAUUGGCUGAUAGACAACAAAUCAGAACGACAAGCUGGGCGUCAAAAGGAACCCGCCCUUCCCAUCCUGAAAAAUGCUAAAUGGAACUCUGGUGAUAAUCCAGUUCUAGCGGCUACAGCAUUGCUUAGUAUGGGUCUGAUUUUGUCUGCAGUUACAGAAAGAGUUGCAUCAUUCGGCCAUUGA